Rubroshorea leprosula is the source of this 2587-nucleotide messenger RNA. Lineage: Eukaryota; Viridiplantae; Streptophyta; Magnoliopsida; Malvales; Dipterocarpaceae. The record is from the annotation of a GenBank genome assembly.
CUUUCUCUUCUCUCAUGAACACACUUCACUGACUUAGGGAAGAGAGUUUUCUGAGCUCGAAAGGGAAGUUCAUUUCUUUCUUUUAUUAAAUUUUGUAUUUUUACAGUUGCCCAAAAGCUAAAUUUAACAUUUUUCCAAAGAAAUUUGGGUUUUAGAUUGGUUUUGUUUAUGGGUUUUUUAGUUUUGGGGUGUUGUCUUUUUGGGGGGCAUGCUUUUAUGGGGUCUGCAUAUUGAUGGGAUCAAUGGGUUUGAUUGAGGAGAGGAGAUUCCUUGGCGGUAAUGGUGGGAUUUGAGAGCUAGGGUUUUAAAGUGGAUGGUGAUGGUGGGUUGGGUUCUGCUUUAUUGCUGGGAUCUGAAGGUGUUUAGAUUGAGAUUGGGGUGAGGAGCUUGGCGCUGUGAAGUGUUAGUGUGAGUAUCAAAAUGGAGAGGGAGGGGAAGGUUGGGGCUUUGGUUUUCGUGGGGUUGAUCUUGCUGGUUCAUCCAUUAUGGCUUGUCUCUGCUAACGUGGAAGGUGAUGCGCUACAUAGCCUGAGGACAAACUUAAAUGAUCCUAACAAUGUCCUGCAGAGCUGGGAUCCUACCCUUGUCAACCCAUGCACAUGGUUUCAUGUUACAUGCAACAAUGAUAAUAGUGUAAUUCGAGUUGAUCUUGGAAAUGCAGCUUUAUCUGGGCAACUAGUUCCACAGCUGGGACAGCUCAAGAAUUUGCAGUACUUGGAACUCUACAGUAACAAUAUAAGUGGACCGAUUCCUGGUGAUCUUGGAAAUUUGACAAGCUUGGUCAGCUUGGAUCUUUAUUUGAAUGGUUUUACUGGUCCUAUUCCAGAGUCAUUGGGCAAGCUGUCUAAAUUGCGAUUCCUUCGGCUUAACAACAACAGCUUGACGGGUCCCAUUCCAAUGUUAUUGACCAAUAUCUCCUCGCUUCAAGUAUUGGAUCUGUCCAAUAAUCAUCUUUCUGGAGAGGUUCCAGACAAUGGGUCCUUUUCACUGUUCACACCCAUCAGUUUUGCUAACAACGUGGGCCUAUGUGGCCCUGUUACUGGGCGCCCUUGCCCAGGGUCUCCUCCAUUUUCUCCACCUCCUCCAUUUAUUCCACCAGCCCCAAUUACUUCUCCAGGUGCCGGUGGUGCCACUGGUGCAAUUGCUGGAGGAGUUGCUGCUGGUGCUGCCUUGCUUUUUGCUGCCCCAGCAAUUGCAUUUGCAUGGUGGCGUCGGAGGAAACCUCAAGAAUUUUUCUUUGAUGUACCCGCUGAAGAGGAUCCAGAAGUCCAUCUGGGGCAGCUUAAAAGGUUUUCACUGCGAGAAUUACAAGUUGCCACAGAUAGUUUUAGCAAUAAAAAUAUUCUGGGUAGAGGUGGAUUUGGUAAGGUUUACAAAGGACGCUUAGCUGAUGGUUCACUAGUGGCUGUAAAAAGACUAAAAGAAGAGCGUACACCUGGUGGUGAGCUGCAGUUUCAAACAGAAGUGGAGAUGAUCAGCAUGGCUGUGCACCGGAAUCUCUUAAGACUGCGUGGCUUUUGUAUGACUCCAACAGAACGAUUACUUGUAUACCCUUAUAUGGCUAAUGGAAGUGUUGCAUCUUGUUUAAGAGAGCGUCCUCCAUCACAACCUCCUCUUGAUUGGCCAACUAGGAAGCGAAUUGCACUGGGAUCUGCUAGGGGUCUAUCAUAUUUGCAUGAUCACUGUGACCCAAAGAUCAUUCAUCGUGAUGUGAAAGCUGCAAAUAUUUUGUUGGAUGAGGAGUUUGAAGCUGUUGUUGGGGACUUUGGGUUGGCUAAACUAAUGGACUACAAGGAUACCCAUGUAACUACUGCUGUACGUGGCACAAUUGGACAUAUUGCUCCUGAGUACCUCUCUACUGGGAAAUCUUCAGAGAAAACUGAUGUUUUUGGAUAUGGGAUUAUGCUUCUAGAACUAAUAACUGGGCAGCGGGCCUUUGAUCUUGCUCGGCUUGCAAAUGACGAUGAUGUCAUGUUGCUUGAUUGGGUAAAAGGACUUCUUAAGGAGAAGAAGUUGGAAAUGUUGGUAGACCCUGAUCUCCAAGACAAAUAUGUUGAAUCUGAGGUUGAGCAGCUAAUCCAGGUUGCUCUGUUAUGCACGCAAGGCUCUCCCAUGGACCGACCUAAGAUGUCAGAAGUAGUGAGAAUGCUUGAAGGUGAUGGUUUGGCGGAGAGGUGGGAUGAGUGGCAAAAGGUGGAAGUUCUCCGGCAGGAGGUUGAACUUGCCCCUCACCCUAAUUCUGACUGGAUCGUUGACUCAACAGAAAAUCUACAUGCAGUUGAGUUAUCUGGUCCGAGGUGACCAUGGCACAGCAACAGUAAAGAAAGGAAAGUUACUAGUUUUUUUUUGGUUAUUUAGUGACCGUGUACCGUUUUAUAUCUAUGCCCAUUCCGCAUUGUAUUCUUUACAUUUGUGCAUAUGAGUCAUCUUUGUUGAGGUCCAAUUUGUAUCAUUUGCUGCAGUUUGACAGGGCCAAUACUUUCAUGUAUAUUUGCAGCUGGGGCAGCCUAAUCUAGUGGCAUCUCAUGUUCGAACUUUGUUUUCCUAUACAUCUUUAUUCUUUUGGGCAUAAAAGCACCUGCAAAGG